GUAUGUACGUAACUCCACCCCCCCAUCCCGACCGGCGUCCUGAACUGAAAGUAAAGUGAAGAAGUUUAACACUCCGAACUCGGCAGAGUAACUGACCUUUUAUACUUCACACGUGUUGAAGGUGAUGUUGUGUCUGAGAGAUGAAGUCCUGCAGGGUUCCUCACCUCCUCCUGCUUUUCCUCAUCCUCACCUUCAUCACAGUUCCUGUAUCAGGUGUCACUACUGUAAAGGUGAAGAUUAAUCAGACUGCUGCUCUGCCCUGUGAGCGGACAUGUUCUGGUGAGGCCACAUGGUCUCUGUCCAGUAAACCAGAUGAUGUAGUAGCUUGGUGUAAUCAGACAUCCUGCUGGUCAGCAGAGGGAUUUAACAUCUCCCAUGAUCAGUAUCUAAAGGGAGAUCUUACCCUCACCAUCACUGCAGCUGAUUACAGUAAGAGGAACAUGUACACGUGUCAUUGUGAUGAAAAAGGCGUUAAUGAUGUGCGUCUCCUCAUCAAGACAUUCACAUCAUCAGUUCAGAUAAAUCCUGGUGAAGAUCUGCAGCUGGAUUUGCACGUAUCAGAUAAAGCAGAGGUGAUCUAUGAAGGUGGAGAUCCACAUGGUGUACAGAUCUGCAGAGUGGAUGGAGGUUCACUACACUGUACAGAUGAAUACACACCGAGAACAUCACUCACUAACACACUCCUUACACUGAGAGGAGUAAAGUCCACUGAUGUGGGAGUUUACAUCGUCAGAGACACGGAGAUUAACGAGAACCUUCAUAUUUACUCAGUUUCAGUGAAAGACAGAUCAGGAGAGUGCUCUACCAGCCUGGGCCAUUGUCCUGAUAGUGGUGUUGGCGCUUCUGGUUGUUGUAUUGUUUGUGGUAAUCCUGAAAACAUUUCACUCCAGACAGAGAGAUAAUGUAAGUAUCAGAGACAUGCAUCAGUGUGACAUCAGAGAUCACAUGACUGUGUGCUGUAACCAGAAUAAGAUCCACAUCACCCUGAUUAGACACCACUCAGUCACUGCAUGGACACUUCCACAGAAGAAAUAUAAUCAUCACCUAUAAUAACUCCUACAAUCUCACAAUGAGAAGUAAAUUCUCUAAAGCUUCUUAAUAAGUAAAGACUAGGGCCUGAAUUCAUCUUUAAUUGUAUUCAUCAGCCUUUGUAAUACAUUUACUGAUCAUUCGCAUGUGUAGCUAGUGAUUAGUAUUUCAUUUUCAACGUAUUUAUAAAUUUCUUCUAUAUUGUACAGAGUCCCAGAAGUGGAGCAAGAGGAAAUGGCAACACUCAGCACUCAAAUGGCCCCAUAAAUAUGACAGACCUUCAGGAGAAGCAAGAAAUCCUGAGACCUGAGGUGAGAACUUAGGUGAAGCAUAAGAAAGGAGUAGCAGAGGGAAGAGACUUGUAACUACAUACAGCAUGAUGCUGGAACAAGGAGAGAUCUACCCUGCUUUAGAUGUCCACACCUACAAUCCACCUCAGGGCUUCAAACUCAUGGAAUUUAAUCUCUCCUUCUCUGGGAUCUGCUUCAGUCCUGGUUCCUCAGCAGUGUGAUGAGCGUCCACCUUCUCUAUGAUCAGAUCCUUGUUCUCAGAAGAACCUUCUCCAGGACCAGAAUCUGUUCAGAAGGCAUUAACGUCACAUGUAUGUCUCUGUACUGUUAUGUUCAGGUGCUCUGUUUGAUGAUAGGAUGUACAGUCAGAAGAACUGCUGAUUUAUAGUGAUACUGUACUGAAAGAGGACGAGUACAGCCAAACCAAGCCAGCAGUAGAAGUAAACGUCCCCACAGCAUCACAGAGACACCAGACUCCUUCACUGUAGGGGUUGAGUUUUCAGGUAUUGAUGUAAUAACUGUUGUGAAGUCACCGAAGCAGACCAGGGGACUCUGAAGCAGUGUUCAGACUGUGGUUGUACUGUAGUCAUUGAGUCCAGUGAACAGGAACAUACUUGAAGGUCUGACAAUACAAAGCCUGGAGGUGAUGCUCUAAAACAAAGCAUUGAAUGGGAGAAUGAUCCACGGAGUCGACCCCUAACUGUUCACACUCCCUGAUCACCGUCUGAUUUGACCACCAUUUGGCGGUGAGAGCUGGGAUAUGUGAAUUAUUAUUCAAAGAGGAAUGUAUGUUACAGUAGAUUUUAGUGACCUCAAAAUGUUUUCCUACACCAUCAAAAGACUCCCCCACUUGUGAAGGACAAGCUGGAGGUCAGCUCAUCUGGCCAGAUCACAGAUUACCACAUAGACCAGUCUGUGGGUUUUUAUUUUUUUAUUGGAUCAGACAUCUGAUCACAUCCUGCACUGAUCCUCAAUGACUUUACUUUUCUGUUUUUGUACAAGAGCUGUGUUUUAACUCGUGACUGAAGUAGACAACAAACUAAUAUGGUGGCUGGAAAAGCUGUUUUUUAUAAGGGCAUGUGCCAAAUACCAUACCUGUAAAUGUCUGCUGCAAAACAGUCUAAAAAAGCUCAUUGAAUCAUGUUUACAGCUAACGAGCUGCUGCUGUCCAGGAAGACACACUCCUGGGGAUGGAACACUCAGGUGAAAAAAAUGGUGAUGCAGUACUAGUGUAAAGUGACCAUCAGUGUCAGGGACCUAAAUCACACAAACACGUUGGAGGAAGAAUUGGAAGUGACUGGAGGAGAUGUGUCAGUAAACACACGAUGCUAAAUUUUCUUUAAAUUACUUUAUUCCUAAUUAUAUCUCUGUAUAUUGUGGACUUUGAAUUUUUUUCUGUAAGGCAUUAUCUGCACUUCAUUUUUACUGUUGGUAUUUUAUGUCUGUUGGUAUUUUAUGUCUGUUGGUAUUUUAUGUCUGUUGGUAUUUUAUGUCUGUUGGUAUUUUAUGUCUGUACAGACUCUGGGUAUCACUAGAAAUUGUAUAUUUUAAUACAGAAUAUGUUUUGAACAAACUGUAGUACUUGACAGAUUUACUCAGAUCAUGUGUGGAUGUGUGUUUAUGAGGGAGUGUGGGAUAUGACACCUAGUAGAUGUCAAUCUAAUAUACUGGACUGUGUGUGACUGGACUGCGUGUGUAUAAGGUGUGUGUGUAUGGAGUGUGUGUAUAUGGACUGUGUGUGUGUGUGUGUGUAAUGUACAAAAAAUGUACAGCUUUUUGGAAUUAAAAUAAAUUCAGGUUCUGUACAAGUCAGAUAAAAUCACAACAAAUACUAAUAACACUGCUGGUACCGGCCCUGACUGACUCACCCGAGUUAAAUGAUCCGAUUCUGCAUAUUAACUCAUGAUUCAUGAGUCCGAGGUCUAAAUUAAUCCCAUUGAUUCAGCUGAUUCUCAGUUGACUCUCGGAUCCGGUUCAUAGACUGAUUCAGCUGAUUCUCACGGAUCCGGUUCAUCGACUGAUUCAGCUGAGACUUUAGCUGGCUGGUUAGUGAAGAUUAGCCACAUGCUAACAUUAGCCUGGAUCUGGAGAGCAAGUGUUUAUGGGAUAUGUAGUUUUUUUUUACACAAUGACCGAACUACAAUCGGCGAAAAUACGAAUUAAAACAUUUAAAACACAGACUUUUGAAACUAGUAUAUAAUCGAGUACAUGUCGCACGUUAUAUUAAAAGUCAGACGCGACUAAAUUGCACGAGCCGAGUCAUAAAAAAACAGUAUUACAGAAAUGAAUGGACGAGUUCACUUCCGGUCUCGGUGUGACGUCACGGUCCCGGAUCUCGGCUCUUAUUAUUAUUAUUCUGUGGUCCAUGAGCAUCCCAACCCGCCGCUGGUCCCAUCGCUCUCCUCCUGCAGCCAUCCAGCAAUAAUAAUAAUAAAUAAUAAAAUAAUUAAGUCUUAAUAAAUCAUAAAUAAUAAUGAUAAUGAAGGUGGAUUUCGAGGAGUGUCUGAAAGACUCGCCCCGUUUCCGGGCUGCUGUAGAAGAUGUAGAGGGGGAUGUUGGAGAGCUGGAGUCCAAACUGGACAAGUUAGUUAAGCUGAGUAUUGGCAUGAUUGACGCCGGUCGAGUUUACAGUCACGCCAACAAACAGUUCAUUAAUGGGAUCCGAGAUUUAGCACUGCAGUCCAGCAGAGACGACGUCAUCGGGUCCAGUUUAGCUGCUUUUGCGGAGACGCUGCAGGAGAUGAACAACUACCACACAAUCUUAUUUGACCAGGCCCAGCGGUCUGUCCGGUCUCAGCUGCAGACCUUUGUGAAAGAGGAUCUGAGGAAGUUUAAAGAGGUGAAGAAACAGUACGAUAAAGCCAGUGAGGAGAAGGAAGUGGCCUUGGUGAAAAACGCUCAGGUUCCCCGGAACAAGCCGCACGAGGUGGACGAGGCCUCCAACGCCCUCACCACCACCCGGAAGUGCUUCCGCCACAUUGCCCUCGACUACGUCCUGCAGAUCAACGUCCUUCAGUCCAAGAAAAGGCUGGAGAUUCUCAAAUCGAUGCUGUCCUUCAUGAACUCCAACCUCAGCUUCUUCCAGCAGGGAUACACACUGUUCAGUGAUCUACAGCCACUGAUGAAGCAGCUCGGGGGACAGCUGGAUCAGCUUGUUGUCGACUCAGCAAAGGAGAAAAGAGACAUGGAGCAGAAACACUCAGCUAUCCAGCAGCAGGCUGCACUACAGGACCUGUCCUCUGAGGACUGUGGGCUGCAGGUCAGUGUGGACUGUGAGGAUGGAGUAAUGAUGGAGGGAUAUCUCUUCAAACGAGCCAGUAACGCUUUCAAAACCUGGAACAGGCGUUGGUUCUCCAUUCAGCACAAUCAGCUCGUCUACCAGAAGAGAUUCAGGGAUAACCCCACUGUAGUGGUUGAAGAUCUCCGACUCUGUACAGUUAAACAGUGUGAGGAUGUGGAGCGACGUUUCUGCUUCGAGGUCGUCUCUCCAAACAAGAGCUGUAUGCUGCAGGCUGACUCAGAGAAACUGCGACAGUUCUGGACCAAAGCUGUACAGAACAGCAUUGCUACAGCUUACAGAGAGAACGGAGAGGAGCCUGUGGCUAGACUGCAGCGUGAGUCCUCGGCGUCUCUGGGCAGUCUGGACUCUCUGGGGGAGUGUCGUCCGGUCCGCACUGACAGUCCACUACACCGUCUGCUGUCAAUCAGAGGGAACCAGAACUGCUGUGACUGUGGGGAGGCGGAGCCUCGGUGGGCCAGCAUCAACCUGGGCAUCACACUCUGCAUCGCCUGCUCCGGGAUCCACAGGAGUUUAGGAGUUCAUAACUCCAAGGUGAGAUCACUGACACUGGACUCGUGGGAACCAGAGCUCCUGAAGCUGAUGUGUGAGCUGGGUAAUGAGCUGAUUAAUCAGAUCUACGAGGCUCGCAGAGGAGACAUGGGGUGGAAGAAACCGCAGCCUGGAGACCCCAGGCAGGACAUGGAGGCGUACAUCCGGGCCAAGUACGUGGAAAGGAGGUUUGUGCGAAAGCAAGACUCUCAGGAGCAAAGGUCAAAGGUCAUGAUGCUGAGUAAACAUGACAAGCAUCUGAAAGGAAGCAUGGAGUUCCUGCCCCCCCGGCCGCCCCCUCCCACCCCUAAAAUCCGCCCCGCCUCCAACACCUCAGCAGCACCUCUGAUUGGUCAGGAGGCUCGACGGGACUCACUCUUCUGCCCCGAUGAGCUCGAUUCUCUCUUUUCCUACUUUGACACGUCGUCGAAGCUGCGGAGCCUGAAGAGUGCAGACAGUGGCAUUCACACCAGUGCUGAUGGUAGCAGAGAGAUGCUCAACUCGUCCUCCAACACCAGCCUGAGUGAAGCGGAUCUGCAGCAGACCGAACCUCCGCGUGAGGCCCCGCCCACUCUCCCCCGGGUGACCGAGUGCUCACCCAACCUGCUGCUGUACUGGGCCUCGUGUGCCUCCAGUUUAGCCGACAUGGUGGAGGCGCUGGCGCUCGGCGCCGAGGUGAACUGGGCGAACACCGAGGAUCAGAGCCGUACCCCAUUGAUGCAGGCCGUACAGGGGGGUUCUUUACUCCCUUGUGAGUUCCUGCUGCAGAACUCAGCUAAUGUAGAUCAGCAGGAUGCUCGAGGAAGAGGAGCACUGCACCAUGCUGCCAUGCUGGGACACACUGGACAGGUUUGUUUGUUCCUGAAGCGUGGAGCUUGUCAGAGCGUCUCGGACAUGGACGGCAGGAGUCCGCUCUCCAUCGCCAUGGAUACCACCAAUGCUGACAUCGUCACCCUGCUGCGCAUGGCCAAGGUGAACGAGGAGAUGAGGGAGUCACUGGAUCAGCCGGCUCAGUACUUUCAGUCUCACAGUCACUCAGAGCAGUACAGGAAGUGCAUCCAGGAGUUCAUCGCCCAACAUCUGGACGAGUGUUAGCACACAACUAUACACUGUACAUGAUAACCAACACAUCUGGACAGGUUCUACCACAUGACCAAACACCACUGAUGAUAACCAACACAUCUGGACAGGUUCUACCACAUGAUCAAACACCACAGAUAAUCACCAACACAGCUGGACAGGCUCUACCACAUGACCAAACACCACAGAUAAUCACCAACACAGCUGGACAGGCUCUACCACAUGACCAAACACCACAGAUAAUCACCAACACAGCUGGACAGGUUCUACCACAUGACCAAACACCACAGAUAAUCACCAACACAGCUGGACAGGUUCUACCACAUGACCAAACACCACAGAUAAUCACCAAAACAGCUGGACAGGCUCUACCACAUGACCAAACACCACAGAUAAUCACCAACACAGCUGGACAGGUUCUACCACAUGAUUUAACACCACAGAUAAUCACCAACACAGCUGGACAGGUUCUACCACAUGACCAAACACCACAGAUAAUCACCAAAACAGCUGGACAGGCUCUACCACAUGACCAAACACCACAGAUGUUCAACACACCUGGACAAGUGCUUCAGAUAACAACCGACACAGCUGGAUAGGUGCUACCACAUGAUCAAACACCACAGAUGAUGACCAACACAGCUGGACGGGUGCUACCACAUGACUAAAGCCUCAUAUAAUCACUAACACACCUCAGUUUAACACCACAGCAGGAUCUUAAAGACCUCAGUAUUACAACGUGUAGCAGUCUAUAGGACAGUUUGUGUGUGUGUGUGUGUGUGUGUGUAUGUGUGCUGUAAUUUUUACAUUAUCCUGUUUGUGUGUGUGUGUGUGUGUGUGCUGUAAUUUUUACAUUAUCCUGUUUGUGUGUGUGUGUGUGUGUGUGUGUGUGCUGUAAUUUUUACAUUAUCCUGUUGGUGUGUGUGUGUGUGUGUGUGUGUGUGUGCUGUAAUUUUUACAUUAUCCUGUUGGUGUGUGUGUGUGUGUGUGUGUGUGCGUGCGCUGUAAUUUUUACAUUAUCCUGUUUGUGUGUGUGUGUGUGUGUGUGCUGUAAUUUUUACAUUAUCCUGUUUGUGUGUGUGUGUGUGUGUGUGCUGUAAUUUUUACAUUAUCCUGUUGGUGUGUGUGUGUGUGUGUGUGUGUGUGUGCUGUAAUUUUUACAUUAUCCUGUUUGUGUGUGUGUGUGUGUGUGUGUGCUGUAAUUUUUACAUUAUCCUGUUGGUGUGUGUGUGUGUGUGUGUGUGUGUGUGCUGUAAUUUUUACAUUAUCCUGUUGGUGUGUGUGUGUGUGUGUGUGUGCGCGCGCUGUAAUUUUUACAUUAUCCUGUUUGUGUGUGUGUGUGUGUGUGUGCUGUAAUUUUUACAUUAUCCUGUUUGUGUGUGUGUGUGUGUGUGUGCUGUAAUUUUUACAUUAUCCUGUUGGUGUGUGUGUGUGUGUGUGCGCGCGCUGUAAUUUUUACAUUAUCCUGUUGGUGUGUGUGUGUGUGUGUGUGUGUGUGUGUGUGCUGUAAUUUUUACAUUAUCCUGUUGGUGUGUGUGUGUGUGUGUGCGCGCGCUGUAAUUUUUACAUUAUCCUGUUGGUGUGUGUGUGUGUGUGUGUGUUUACGACACUGCACCACUGCCACACCUCUGCAUCUGAUGUUGAUAUAAAAGUUAGCAUUAAUUUGACAGUGGACUGUCCCCUGCGAUGUGACGUAGGUGUAUUACAGAAUAUUUUACUUUGUCCAGAUCUCUGUCCAGCUGUAGUGCACUCGUUCUGAACGGCUAAAACACACUUCUGUUUUUAAUGUACACUCAUUCACUCUCCCCACCUUCACUCCUCCUGGGCUAAUCAGGUGGUCGUCAUGACGGGAUCGGUCACACCAGAUGUCCCUGUGGUGUCAGUACAAAUUAGGAGCGAACUGGCCACAGGGGGGCGCUGGUAUGGUCUGUACAGAUGUUUUAUUUUUCAGUAUUGCUCUUCAGUGGUGUUCAUGUACACACAGUAUCUUUUCCUGAGGUGCUUUUCAGGCUCCGCCCACAAAUAUAACACGCACAGUAUGCAUCCACAUGGAAACUGCCGUUUUGGUCACCGGACAUUUAUUUUUUUAGUGGAGAAAUUGUACGAUUCUGGACGGGUAAUCAGCGUAGGUUUUGAGGAACGUCCCAGUGUGAGCCUGAAUGUCUUAUUUUCACACUAAUCUUAGCAUCACUCUCCAGAUGUUUUAUUAUUGUCUCCUGUGCUGUCUUUAUAUGGAGAGAAUGGGAAAAGUGAGAAAAUGCUCUUUAUGUGGAUGCAACUUUUUUUUUAAAAAUAGACGAGUAAAAAAUCUUUUCAGAAAUAUCCAUAUACAUGUGGGCGGGGCUUCAGACUGCAGGCGAUCAAUUCAGUGAUUUCUCUUGUCUCCACCCACCAUGUCACACUUUUAUACAGAAAUGCCACAGAUUACAGAUUUAUUUAAAGCGAAAGACAGAAGCAGACGUGUGACGUUGCUCAUUUGGUGUACACAUUAUCCUUAAAGGUGCUUUAUGAGACCAAACACACAACCUUCACAACACACACUGUUUAUAAACACACACACACACACAGGUUUCUCGCCAGCUUGUGUGUGUUUUAUAAUAUCAGGAUUAUGAACCUGGUUUUCUAGAUCCUGUAAUUGUCCUGACCUUUUAUUACUAUGUUUAUAAACUGCAGGAAGACACAGGAUUCUUCAGAAUUAAAGAGCUCUGUCCUCGUGGCUCAUACGCUUUACCUCAGUGGAACAAUCCGAAAGGUUAUUUUAAAGCCAUUAGCUCUGUUCUGGUGUUGAGUAUCAUGAUGUAUUGUAGAACUGAUUAUUAGCACAUCCUUAAUUAUUAACUAAUAAGUCUUCCUUAAUUAUUGUUGCCUUUGACUCUAACAAACACACUGUGUACACACACACACACACACAGACUGUGGACAUGCAAUAUCUCUUAUAUAUACACAAUUUUGUCUAAGGUCUGACUUCAAUUCUAGUAAUGUGGUUGAAGGGUGUGGCACUGACUCCAGCUCAAUGUUGAUUGGUCAGCUGGUUGAUGAGGGUGUGAUGUAAUGUGCAACUACAUGGAGCUGGAUGCUGAUUGGUCAGCUGGUUGAUGAGGGUGUGAUGUAAUGUGUUAUAUGUAAUGAAGUCUUUUCUAAUCCUGUAAAUAAUCAGAAUCCUGCAGAGUGUAAAGGAAAUUGUGUUUCAGACGAUUCUGUAGAUAAUCUUCUAUACACUGCAUGACAUUUUACAUCACAUACUGUGUGUUACACACUGAAGGCCUGAAACACACUCCUCUCUCUCUCUCACCCACACAGAGAGAAACACUGUCCUAAAAAAAAUUUAAUUUUUAUUUAUCAUCCUCUUUUCUUUUAUAUAAUUCACUCUUUCUUUCUUCCUUCCUUCCUUCGCCUGUAGACAAGUCAUUAAAUUAAAUUUUAUUAAAUGUUAUCUUUUGUUUUUAGAUGUUUUAUUCCUCCAACACUUCCCUUCAUCAUGAGCUAAAUGUUUUAUUUCAGAAGCACUCACAUCUCGUCAAUAAUUUCAUCAUUAAGGUUGAGGUGACAGAUGAACCCCCAGCGCCCCCUGCAGGAUGGUGGUUUAUCUGCUCCAGGACAGGGAGGUGUUGAUGUUGAAUUUCUCCUGGUUGUUGGGGUGUGUUUCAGGCCUGAGUGUGAUUUGCUGUAUAUAAUCACUCCUGAGUGCUGAUAAAGCCCGAGUUCUGAAAACUCGGGGUGUGAUAUAUUAACUCCUGAAGGCACAUCUCUGUAUACCUGUUUUUAUAUAUAUAUAUAUAUAUGUCAUUAGUUUAAAAUGUUUCAUUGCAAGCAGAAGAAUAAAUGUAGAGGAAGAAAUGUAGAGAUGUAAAUUAUAGCCUGUUGUUUAUGUUACUGAAUGUAUAUGAAUGUAUACAGGAAGCUUUACAGCUUCAAUAUCCCAUGAUGCACCAGAGCUCUGUACAUCUCACUGUAAUAACAGCUAAUGUAAAUACUGUGACUGUAUUACUGUCUACUACACCGCAGGGGGGAGGGGGGUCAGCCCCGCCCCAUGUUCUCUAAUACACGUCAGACUCCACCCCUAAUGCUAACACCCACCCCUUCUCAGACUGGAACAAGAGUUUAGGAUUUCAGUUUCCUGAUGUUACACAUGAAUGUGUUGAAGAACAUAAAGUGUAUAAUCUUUUGGAUCAGACCACAUAAUUAGGUAAGCAAAAGUAUUGGAACAGAAAAGUCUUGGACCCAAGCCAUGACACCACCUCCACCAUGUUCCUCAGAGGAGCUCAUGUGUUUUAGAUCAUGAGCAGAUCCUUUCUUUCUCCACACGUUGGUCUUUCCAUCAUCACUCUGAUAGAGGUUCAUCUCAGUUCCAGAACUUUUUUGUGAAUUCCAAUCUGGAGUUCUGAUCCAAAUGGUCAAAAACUAUAAUAUAAAUUCCAGGAAAUUAAAGCUGAAAUUUUAAAAUCUGGUCUCAUAUUCAUCUUUUGAUCUCAGACCCAGAUGUCUUCAGUCUACAGCUAAACAAAAAUAUGAACUUGACAUUUUAGGUCACCAGGACCCACAACCCUCCAAGUGCAACCACUUUAGGAUUCUUAAUUUUCCAAGCAGAACCUCGAAGAACCAUCUGAGGAACCUUUAAGAUUCCCCUUUUCUUUUAUUAUUUUUUGGAACCAUUAGGGUUAGUUCACUUAGAGAUAGUUUGGGGGUGGACCCUUAUUUUGGGUGAAGUUCUAGACCCUAAACCCAGCUUUUAGUGUUUGGGGGUGAAGUGUAUAUUGAUGCUGCAUUUCACUGUUUAUAUAAAAAUCUGAACUGUUCUCUCCAUGUUAGAGUAUUCCAUUUUAUUUGUGUUAUUUAAUCACAUUAAUGUUAUUUCCUGUAUUUAACUGUGUAUAUGUUGGAAAGAAGAAUGGACCCUGAAGAACCUGUUACAUCUCAGAAGGUUCUGGAUGAUUAUUUAGUAUUUAUUCAUGUUUAUAAGAAGCUGGAGUCGAGUAGUGUUGUAUUAACGGGAUCUCAGCUGCUGUGGUGUUCUACUAAUCCUCCACACUGCAUGUGUAAGGGCUGACGCUCUGACCCGGAGUGAAGUUACCGGGCCUGAGCCGAGCUGUGGUGCCACUGACACUGACCCGGAGUGAAGUUACUGGGCCGAGCUGUGGUGUCACUGACCGCUCUGACCCGGAGUGAAGUUACCGGGCCUGAGCCGAGCUGUGGUGCCACUGACACUGACCUGGAGUGAAGUUACUGGGCCAAGCUGUGGUGUCACUGACCGCUCUGACCCGGAGUGAAGUUACUGGGCUCAGCUGUGGUGUCACUGACCGCUCUGACCCGGAGUGAAAUUACUGGGCUCAGCUGUGGUGUCACUGACCGCUCUGACCCGGAGUGAAGUUACUGGGCUCAGCUGUGGUGUCACUGUGACAGAGGAUCCUGAAGACUUCUCCGGGUUCUGAUCCAGCUGAAACUCCACAACCUGUGCCUUUUUUAUUAUUUCUCCUGUGUUUUUUUUACAAUCUGCACUUUAAUAAA
Molecule: messenger RNA, 11733 nt
Organism: Hemibagrus wyckioides
Lineage: Eukaryota; Metazoa; Chordata; Actinopteri; Siluriformes; Bagridae
Gene: acap2a
Product: ArfGAP with coiled-coil, ankyrin repeat and PH domains 2a
Exons: 28
Coding region: 3793-6243 (816 amino acids)
Cellular component (GO): cytoplasm
Molecular function (GO): GTPase activator activity; protein binding
Source: RefSeq, a predicted model, not a curated record